Messenger RNA from Budorcas taxicolor (takin), 1281 nucleotides. Its product is annotated as histone-lysine N-methyltransferase PRDM7-like. Gene Ontology annotation, molecular function: protein binding; histone H3K36 methyltransferase activity; recombination hotspot binding. Gene Ontology annotation, cellular component: nucleus. The record is from RefSeq and is a predicted model, not a curated record. Lineage: Eukaryota; Metazoa; Chordata; Mammalia; Artiodactyla; Bovidae. Gene Ontology annotation, biological process: positive regulation of reciprocal meiotic recombination; regulation of DNA-templated transcription. The transcript has 10 exons.
AUGUCCAAACACAGGCUCGUCAAUACAGCUGCCAAAGGUGCUUUCAAAGACAUUUCCAUAUACUUCUCCAAGGAAGAAUGGGCAGAGAUGGGAGAAUGGGAAAAAAUCUGAUAUGGGAAUGUGAAAAGGAACUGUGAAGCGCUAAUUGCUAUAGGUUUCAGAGCCACUCGACCAGCUUUCAUGCAUCACCGCAGGCAGGUCAUCAAACCCCAGGGAAAUGAUACUGAGGAUUCUGAUGAAGAAUGGACACCAUGGCAGCAAGGUAAACCUUCUAGGAAGGCCUUCAGAGUGGAGCACAGAAAACACCAAAAGGGAAAGUCCAGGGGACCAUUAAGUAAGGCGUCCAGUUUGAAGAAAUUGCCAGGAGCAGCAAAAUUGCUGAAGAAAAGUGGCUCCAAGUGGGCUCAGGAACCAGUGAACCCUCCCCGAGAAACAAGGACCCCUGGACAGCACUCCAGACAAAAAGUCGAACUCGGAAGAAAGGAGACUGACAUGAAGAGGUACAGUCUGCGAGAAAGAAAGGGCCAUGUGUACCAAGAGGUCAGCGAGCCCCAGGAUGAUGACUACCUCUAUUGUCAGGAGUGUCAGAACUUCUUCAUUAACAGCUGUGAUGCCCAUGGGCCCCCAACCUUUGUAAAGGACUCUGCAGUGGAAAAGGGACAUGCCAACCGCUCAGCCCUCACUCUGCCCCCUGGGUUAAGUAUCAGACUGUCGGGCAUCCCUGAGGCUGGGCUUGGAGUGUGGAACGAGGCGUCUCAUCUGCCUCUGGGCCUGCACUUUGGCCCCUACGAGGGCCAAAUCACAGAUGAUAAAGAUGCCGUCAACAGUGGAUACUCCUGGCUGAUCACCAAAGGGAGAAAGAGCUAUGAGUAUGUGGAUGGAAAGGACACUUCUUUAGCCAACUGGAUGAGGUAUGUGAACUGUGCCCGACACUAUGAGGAGCAGAACCUGGUGGCCUUCCAGUAUCAUGGGCAGAUCUUCUACAGAACCUGCCAGGUGAUCAGGCCUGGCUGUGAGCUGCUGGUCUGGUACGGGGACGAGUAUGGCGAGAAACUUGGCAUCAGGUGUGAAAGCAGGGGGAAGAGCAUGCUCGCGGCCGGGAGAGGAGACGCGCGGCAGCCAUGCAGGCGUCGGGUGGUGGCGCCGGUGGUGCAGAGGGCCGAGAUGACCAGCAGAGCUCCAGAACACCCGCUUGCCAGAGUGGUUCAGGCAGCGCUGAAGGUGAGGAUGUUCACCGGGCCCCAGAAGGCCGGGGUGUGUCUGGCGGAGGAAGAGCGGUGA